Hemisphaericaspora subhashii is the source of this 1854-nucleotide messenger RNA. RefSeq lists its product as uncharacterized. The coding region runs from base 1 to 1854 and encodes 617 amino acids. The record is from RefSeq and is a predicted model, not a curated record. Lineage: Eukaryota; Fungi; Ascomycota; Pichiomycetes; Serinales; Debaryomycetaceae. The transcript has a single exon.
AUGUUAAACUAUCUACAUCUACUACUAAUUAUUUUACUUUUCCAAUCACUCUCAAAUUGUAUUUCUGUGGAUGAGUUGGUAAUUUUGAGAGGUGAGAAGUUUGAGGCUGAAGAGGAUUACGUUAUUUUAGAAGGAGGAGUAUUAUCCAUUGUGGAUUUUUACGGAGACCUGUUCACACUUGAAAUUCACGUUUCUGAAGAGUCAACUUUUUUCUUCACGGCCACAUUACCUCCCCAGAGUGACACAUGCUCAAUGAAAUUCCUGAGAAUUGGGAACCUCGGAAAAGUCCAGAUAGAUGCUGGCACAAUGGCAAUUAGUGAUUUCGAAGUACUUGAAAUUGUUAACUAUGGGGAAAUAAUAUUUUCCAAUUUCCAAAGAAGCCAACAUGUACCCCUGAUCAACUAUAUUGUAAAUCGUCGCAGUCUAGUUUGGGAACUGGGUCCCCUUCGGAUCCUGACAUUGGAAAACCCAGGACAGUUUUGUCUUGGAAGUGGUGCUGAUGUCGAGAUCGAAUCUCUCGGGGGUCUGCAACUGAGAUGUAUACAACUACUUCUGGGUUCUACUUUGACUGCUAACGGUGAUAUGAAGUAUGUUGACUUUUCUCCACUUGGCGGAUCAACGUUUAUCUUUAAACCAAGAUUGCUGCUGACCCCCGUCGUGUCAUAUUUUGGUGGUGAUAACGUUGUGAUUUUUCAAGGAUGGAACGCUUCGUCUAUUGACUACAGUUAUGAGAUACUGGCAUUAAAGAUCAACGUUGAUUCCAAAGUAUAUGAACUUGAAAUAGGAUUUAAUUAUGAUCCGGGAUUGUUUAAAGUUGAAGCGCAGGAUGACGAUAUCAUCAUAAGUUAUCCUGAAAUCCCGCCCCAGGCUUUUCAUCACACAUGUGAUUGUAACACCCGAGAAACCAACGUACCAGGAACAUUGCCCACUAUUUCAACCCAGACAACAGGAGACCGUACUAGAACAUUUACGAUUACUACUAGUGACGACCGUUGGACAACAAUCUCUGAUCUGGAUCCGGAACCAACAACUUCGGAACCAGACUCCACUAACUCAGAAUCCGGUUCAACCGCUUCUGAGCCAGAGUCAACUGCUACUGAACCAGAAUCCACUGCAUCGGAAUCCCCACAAGAUUCUGCUACUUCUGAAUCAGAGUCCACCAUGUCAGAAACAGAUUCAACUAUAUCAGAACCUGAGUCAAGUACUUCAGAACUAGGUUCAACUGCACCAGAUCCAGAAUCAAAAACUUCAGAACCUGAACCAACUACUUCAGAGGACUCAACUACACCGAAUCCGGAAUCAACUUCUUCAGAAGAAGAAGAAUCAACUAGUCCACAUGCAGAACUGAUAGCUUCGGAAACUUACAUUACCUCAGUCCAGGAAUCGACUACUUCAGAGCUUGAAUCAGCUACUUCAGGAUUACCACCAACUACCGCCGAUCCAGUUCCACCCUCAGAGACUCAACAGACUUCACCUACAACAACUCAGUCAUCGACGAAAUCAGAUCCUUCGGAAUCGACCAACUCAAAUACAGAUCCUGAGACAAGACCAAGUGUUUCUUCGGAGAAAUCAUCUUUUACUGAUCCAUUAUCAACAAGUUUACUGUCAUUGCUUUCUAGUAAAACAACAACUUCUGGGGGUUCAGAAGAUACCACCACCAAGGACCCAGACCCAGUCAAAUCUGACUCAACAUCUGGAGAUAUCAAAACAUUGAUUGUAACUCUUUCACCUGAAACAUCAGUCCCACCAAGUGCUACCGUUUUGCCCAUUGAAGGUUCGGGUUCCAAGGUUGUUGGUACAGGAUUGUUGCUGUCGGGUAUGGUAGUCAUUGUAUUGUUUGGUAUUUUGAUUUAA